Molecule: messenger RNA, 915 nt
Organism: Parastagonospora nodorum SN15
Lineage: Eukaryota; Fungi; Ascomycota; Dothideomycetes; Pleosporales; Phaeosphaeriaceae
Exons: 4
Coding region: 1-915 (304 amino acids)
Biological process (GO): fungal-type cell wall polysaccharide metabolic process
Cellular component (GO): fungal-type cell wall
Source: RefSeq, a predicted model, not a curated record
AUGCAGUUCCUUCUCUUGACCUUGUGUCUCGCGCUACUGGCAGCUGCACGUACUAUCACUGGCGAGAUUAGAACAGCAGCAGCAGCUCCAAAGGAAGACCCUCCGAGCAGACGUCGAGGUGUUGCCUACAACAAUCCUCCAUUCGCCAACUACUUCGAUGUUAUGAAUUCAGGUGGUCAGGUGAGCUGGUCCUACAACUGGGCCUCAAGGCCGACGGAGCAACAUACAUCCUUCGAGUUCAUUCCGAUGCUUUGGAGCAACCAAGACAGCUCCACCUCGAAGUGGUGGGACUCAAUCAAGGACGCAGGAGGUAUUUUCAAGGACAACCCUACCCACCUUCUCGCCUUCAACGAGCCCGACAACUGCAGGAUGGGAUCUGGUGGCGCCUGCAUGUCUGUCAGUGACUCCGUUGCGGCAUGGCGGCAGCACAUGGAGCCUGCCAAAACCCUCAAAGAGAAGAUGUACCUUGGCUCUCCUGCCGUUACGAACGGCGGAACUGGCAUGGGUCUGGACUGGCUGGGUCAAUUCGUAAAGGAAUGCGCCGGCUGCAACAUCGACUUCAUCUGCAUUCACUGGUACGACAAAGCCAACAACGUCCAAUACUUCAAGGACCACAUCAACAGGGCGCGCGACGUUGCCGGCGGCCGUCCAAUCUGGAUCACCGAGCUCGGUCCUCAGGGCACCGAUGCAGAGAUCAAGUUUCUAAAAAAGAGCUUCCUCGACCAAGUGAUUCCAUGGAUGGAAGACUCGGGCGACAUCCACCGCUACGCCUACUUCAUGGCUCGCGAAGGGCUCUUGGUCAACAAUCAGGGCACCGGCUUGUCGGACAUUGGAUCGCACUUCACGUACUGGCGUCGUGCUAAUGGCGGCUUCACUACCAAAUCAAAUAGCACCAUUGUUGCGGCAAAGUUGUAG